Molecule: messenger RNA, 1938 nt
Organism: Blastomyces dermatitidis ER-3
Lineage: Eukaryota; Fungi; Ascomycota; Eurotiomycetes; Onygenales; Ajellomycetaceae
Exons: 3
Coding region: 1215-1640 (141 amino acids)
Source: RefSeq, a predicted model, not a curated record
UUUUAUCUGACGUUUCAACCUCCUUUGCGCUUGUUCGACAUUCCAUGCACCUUUUUUUCCUUUAAUUUUGGUCAGUUCUAUACCUUUUACACUUUUUGGCUUAACGAACGCUUUGUCCAUGCACAAGCACUUUUCAUUAGCCUUAUGCCAUGUAAAACUUUGCCGAGGACGACUCCUGUUCUCUGUCCUAAUAUUGGACUUCAAUCUGUUUUUGGUAUAUAUUUCUGGCAAUUGAAUCCGAGAAGAUUCCUCCCGUGUCACUGUUCAAUUUAUUGAACGGUUGAUAUUAUUUCUAACUUCUCGAUGUAUUUUGGGUCCUGCCAUAGCUAGGAGAGAAAUAUGAUUCGUUUUUUGGACUAUUUCUUGAACAUUCUUUAACUAAUCCCAACUAUCCAACGCAUGAACGUAAGGUUGCAUUGUGCGAAAUAUCUGGUUGUCGUCAAAUCAACCACUCCGCUCGCCUCAGAGCCAGGAGGAUCACUCUACAAACAAAUAAAUCAAUUCGAGAUACCUGCCCACCGCUCGGUGUGUCCCCCAAAAGCCGAAGAGCCCGAUUUUCCCUGUUCCGCAAAAACGCGGCAAGACCACCGCCGCCCGACGACCACUCCACUACCAAGAUUGCUGCCUAAGUCCCCCAAUCCUACAACCUUGGCCAAGCCCCCAACCACAUGAUCUCGUGUCUCCUCCGCGUCAUCCGCUAGACCACAUGCGGUAAAAUGGCAGGCGAAUUUGCGGAUUCUCGCGUCGGCUUCCCUGCGCGUGGCUGCCCGAUUUGCAGGUUUUUUUGCUAGGUUUGUUGGUUGCUUUGGUGAUGGUGCUAUGAUAGCCUUUGAAGGAUGAUUUUACUUUGUUUUUAUGACUCAUUGCGCGCUACGGUGGUUGGGAUUGGAAUUUGUGAGUUCAGGUUUCAAUCCUGAGCGGGUUGGGAGAGGGAAAAGCGGAUUGGAAUUGUCCCGUCUUGGUACUUUGGAGAUGUCAUUUGGCCGGGGAAGGAAAUCUGGCGAAAUGGUGGGGGGAUGAAUACGAAGUGUUGACCCCAGUUGAUGAGGUGGGAUGACGGGGUAUAAAGAGGACCCUGAUUCCUCCCUUCUGUCCAUAGGAUCCCUAUUCUCGUUCACCUCAGCAUCUCAAAUCAGAGCCUUAUAGAAUUGCUUCCUCUUUCAACCUUCUUCGAACCCCAAAGCACGGUACCUAACCCCAGCUCCCAAUACAUCAUGUCUGGCGAGUGGACUCCUCCCCCCUUCGGCGCCCCAUGCUGGGUGAACAUCCCCGUCAUCGACGUUGCCCGUGCCAAAUCAUUCUAUACCGCUGUCUUUAAUUGGACCAUCCCCCCCCUCCCCGCCAACCUCAAUGAGAAGGAUAUCGCCAUAUUCAGUUUUCCCAGUCACCCCAAGUCAGGAGCCCUGUGUGGUAGCUUUGAGCGCGUCGAUGCCAAGGUGCAUACCAAGGGCGACAGUGCCUUCAAGAUGUACUUUAUGGUUGAGGAUGAUAAGAAGACAGCUGAGGCAAUCAUCGCGAAUGGUGGGGCUGUGACUGGCGAGCGCACCCCGGAGGGGGAUCAUGGCUUUAUCACCCAGUGCCGCGAUACCGAGGGGAAUGGGAUUGGCAUCUAUAUCAACGAGAAAGAGUGCAGUGGGUAGACAGAUACGACCGAUUGACGGCCCAGGCGGGUUCAACUAGGCGUACUUGUUGCAGGGGAUAGUUUCGGGUUGUGUUGAUUGUUUUUCCAUUUCUCCUAUUCCCUUUUCUAUUCACCCGGGCUCUUUUUUUGUUGGCUCUCCAGUGCUCGUAAAGAACGACCAUGAGGUGGACGCAGAAGCAAGUAAUGAGUUUCAUAAUUUUGAACGAUAGUUAGUAUGAAAUAAGCUGAAUUGGUUUAUCUUAAUUUAAGGUACUGUUUGAAGCGAAUUCAUAAUAAUAAAUAAGUAUUUACCAACA